AACCGUUCCUGUUGGACCCGGUGUAACCGAGAAGACUCCAAGCCUGUGUGGCUGAUCAAGUCACGCUGAGAAAGCAAGUUAUAUAAUAAGUCGGACUGCUCCCGAAUCAAGAUUUCGUGCUUGUUUGUACCUACAAAAUCUCAAGUCAGUACCGUCAAUUAACCCAAAUAUACUCCAUCAAACCUUCUCAAUAUGGCUCGUCCAGCGUCUUCAACUAGUGAUGUCCUUCUGUACUUCCUCGCCAUCUUUCUCCCGCCUGUGGCAGUCUUCUUGAAGACGGGUUGCGAUUCAAACUUCUUCAUCAAUAUACUUCUCACCAUCCUUGGUUGGAUCCCAGGAUGUAUCCAUGCCUGGUGGGUGAUAUCGAGAUUCGAGCGUCCGGCUCGUGUCGCUUACUAGGCGCGACUGAGUUGGCGGAGGGGCUCAGCGAGGAAGAAAUGGAUCAUGGAUCUGAAUUUUGACGAGCUUCAAGGAGAAAGUAGAUACCCAACACUGGAGAGGGAAGGCGCAAUUUUGUUGGAUCAUAAUGGCAACCACGACCGCAGUAUAUACCCAAGGAAAUCAAGUUGAGGGACGAUGCAAAUAUCUCACAGCAACGUGCCCAUUUUCAAGCAGAAA
Molecule: messenger RNA, 618 nt
Organism: Exophiala xenobiotica
Lineage: Eukaryota; Fungi; Ascomycota; Eurotiomycetes; Chaetothyriales; Herpotrichiellaceae
Exons: 3
Coding region: 193-399 (68 amino acids)
Cellular component (GO): membrane
Source: RefSeq, a predicted model, not a curated record